Mesorhabditis spiculigera is the source of this 297-nucleotide messenger RNA. NCBI's taxonomy places the organism in Eukaryota, Metazoa, Nematoda, Chromadorea, Rhabditida, Rhabditidae. The record is from the annotation of a GenBank genome assembly.
AUGUGGCUGCUCUUCUUCUUGAUUUCUUUCGUGUCUGGUGACCUUCGCUGCUGGACAAGGUGCCGAUCGCCAGAAUGUGAAAUUGACGACAAGGGCAUCCCGCAUUGUAUGGAGCACAUUGCCAAGAUUGAAGUUGACGCAUCAUCCCUAACUGUCAAGACGACCUCUUUCGGAGUCCUGCUCAUGCUCAUCGCCCUCGUCUUUGGCCUCCUCUUCCUACUGUACCUCAUCAACCUACUAAUCGAAAAAAGACGCGGCCGCCGACUCGGGCACGGACCCCCUUUAUUGGCAAUCGAA